Molecule: messenger RNA, 1995 nt
Organism: Physella acuta
Lineage: Eukaryota; Metazoa; Mollusca; Gastropoda; Physidae
Source: RefSeq, a predicted model, not a curated record
GCGAGCCUUUAACCUGGAGGUUUUUGGCGGUCUGAGGUUGUCUCGUAUAGGGGUAGACUGACUUGUGUAUGUUACAGUCAGAAGACUGUGUAUUUGUAGAUUGGGCUCAGGAGAUUUAGGUUGUUCGAAGUAAAGGAUUAAAACGAUCGAACCGAAGCCAUUGAGGCGUAACGUGUGAUACAACGGAGGUUCUGAAAUACGUGUACACAGCAUUCUUUCAUGCCCUAUACCCACAGGCCGAUUCGUCUGAGAAAACUGGGCCGAGAUUAAAUUUCAAAACGUGAUUUAGUUAUUUAGAGUUGUCGGACCUGGUGGCUUAAGGCGGCGUGAGUUAUUGUUCCUGGGGAGACGUGGAAAUAAUUCAAUCUAAGUCAACAUAUAUAUGAAGUGGGUGGAAGUGAAAACAUUCAACAGAUUGCAUGCAGUAGAGGAGUGUUUAGUUUCAACAUUGACAAAAGUGAAUACGUUUUGCAUAAGAUAAGGCGAACGUACAGGAGCACUAGAGGAACUUGAGUUGUGAACUACAUAUUUCAAAAUUGUUGGAUAUAUCUUUAAACACGCGAUUUAUACUCGAUCCAAGACGUUACUUUUUUGCCAGAUGUUUUUAAAACUGUUCACGCCAUUCCGUGUAUGAUGAGUACUCGAAAGACGUUAACCAUGGACUCAUCUGGUAUGCAAGAAACUUCAGCUUCAAGAAACCACGACCAGUUGCAUAGGCUGUCUGCACAAACAUACACAGAUACCAAACUAAGCCCACAAAGCCACAAGAGCUCAAACAUCUCCCCAGCCCAUGACGCCAAAUCUGUGCCCCACAGCGCCAGAUCCAAAACGAGGCUGAAUAUUCCAGAAGAAACAGACCACGAACUGCAAGACGAACAGGUCAACAAAAACAAAUCCCCAAGUCACGUGACUGCUAAAAAUAACCCACCGACCGGUGUUCAAGUCGAGGCACCGGUUGGGAAUUCCCGAUCUCAUCCAGGAAAUGACGCUACUUCUAGUUUUUACAACAACAAUGCAACAACUCAUCCACAAACACCCAAAGACAAUUUGCGAAGCCGCAGUAGCCGAAGUUUAAGCCGGCUUUCAGAUUCCCGUAAAGACCGGAGUUCAAGCCGGAACGGUGACGAGAACACACGGCCCGGCAGGCGGAAAUCGGACAAGAAACGUCAGAACAGCAACGCGUCCUUCGUACAGCCGCCCCGUCGGGAGGCUGUUCUCAAUGUCGUCUUCACCGGCCGCCCGGACCAGCCGGAAGAUGCCGGCGAGGACUGUGGGACACCCGGCAGGAAGUAUUUGGUGGACCGGCGGGCGAGUUCGGUGCUGAGCCGGUUGAUGACGCCGGUACAGUCCGGCUUCAUCGCUCACGGCGAUUACCCCGUGCUAGAGGAAGAUGAUCGCUCCGUAUCCAGAAUGUCGCUGAGCCGCCCCGCCACCAGAAACUCCAUCGCCAACAGCACCGGCUUCCUCUACCAGAUCGUGGACUUCGAGAACUUCACCGAGAACGUGCCCAGCUUCGUGCGACAGGACAUCAAGAAAAACGGUCGCCUGACGACCGAGACCUUCAUCCUCAAGGUCAACUACCUGCGCAGACGACGCCAGCUGGGGGAGACCAGCUCCACCAUGAGCCCCGGCUCCAAGAAGGCGCAGCAGCAGACGUUGAUGGCUGCGGCUGGGGGCGGGGCAGGGGACAAAGGUCAAGGUGAAGGCUACUCCUGAAAAGGACACUGACGUUACCUGUUACCUUAAUGUUUUUGCCUUAAACCUCGGUCUUCGUAAAUUAAUUUUUAAUUUUUUUUUUCUUCUAAUUUUUGCAAAUAACACUUUUUCUAUCGUUGCUUGAUGUCCAUUGUAUUCCAUGGGACGAAGUGCCACCUCACAAUAGCAGUAUUAUUUUGUUAUUCUAUCUCUGUACAUUUUUACCUGUUUUGAAAUAUUUGUAAAAAAAAAUAUGCCUAGUAGCGACUGCACUGUUUAUUUAGCAAGAAAAUAAAUAAA